CUGCACCUUGAAUGGCCAUCGAUUUCGGAGCGAGAUAGGCUGACCCACACAUGAGUAUGUGAGACAAGAGUGAGGGUGACUUGGGAAUAGUCGCAGCUACUUAAAGGCAACGUUUAUCUUAUCGGGGCUCUCUCGGAACUUGUUUAUUGGUAAGCGGUCCGCCGGCAACUGAUCGUAAAUCUCAGCCCUUCUGCCACUGAUGAUGUGGCUCCAAGCAAGAAGCGAAAAAAUGAAUGAACUCGGCCGAAUCAGAAGGCCACGUGGCUACUAUCACUUUGUAAAUAGAAUCCUAGACACCAUCACCAAAUUCACAGCCCCCGCAAUGGCCCAUCAGAGCAAAAUCCUUUGGCUGUUUUCUGAAGAUGGCCCUCACCUGCAGUACCAUGUGAUAAUCGAUGAGCCCAUGGCCGCCUAUCUCAAGGAUAAAUAUGCCGAGGCAAUUGGCGUGUCCCCUAGUUCCCUGAUCCUGGUCUUUGAUGGUAAACCAAUUCAGGAUCAGGACACCUUCGACUCUUUGGCCAUGGACGAUGAUGAUAUCAUAGACGUUUUAGUGUCCUAAUGCCAUGAAAACAUGUUUGUUUAUUUUUGAUUCACGUAAUUGCAGAGCAGAGUCAAUGAACUAAGCUACCGCAUGUACUUGGCAAGCACAGAGAGAAAUUGAUUAGGCCGUUUGAUGAAAUAUAUAAGUAAAUAAUGCCUGCUUGUAAUAUUAAAAAUUCGUAAAUUAAUUGUACAAAAAUUAUGAAAUUACAGCAGUUUUCUUUCUAUGUCCGGGUAUAAUUUCUGUAAAUUGUCAGCAAACAACAAUGCUGUCGACAUGCAACUAUCGAAGGAUUUAAGCGGAGAGGGUCUCGAAAAAUCCACAAAAGUGCCGCCAAACAUGCAAGACACCGAAAAAGGAGGCGUGGUCGCCGUGGCAAAAACAAUGAUGUGAAAGAUAUUAUCCACGAUAUUGCUGUGCCUGGCAUUAAAUGGGGUGAAACUUCUGCUAUAAUCAAAUGAUCUCUA
This is a messenger RNA of Drosophila gunungcola (fruit fly), 1008 nucleotides long. RefSeq names its product small ubiquitin-related modifier. Bases 200 to 559 code for a protein of 119 amino acids. The record is from RefSeq and is a predicted model, not a curated record. The transcript has 3 exons. NCBI's taxonomy places the organism in Eukaryota, Metazoa, Arthropoda, Insecta, Diptera, Drosophilidae. Gene Ontology annotation, molecular function: protein binding.